AGAAGCCAAUCAGAGGCACCGCGGAUCCAGCUUCUGAAGUCUUUACCAGACCUUGGGACUCAGUUCUCCUCCUCAGACCCUAAGGGUCUGGGGCAUGGGCCCCCGAGCCCUCGCAUUGUUGCUGUCGGGGGCCUUGGCAGUGGCCGAGACCUGGGCGGGCUCCCACUACCUGAGGUAUUUCUCCACCGCGGUGUCCCGGCCCGGCCGCGGGGAGCCCCGGUACUGGGAAGUCGGCAACGUGGACGACACGCAGUUCGCGCGGUUCGACAGCGACUCUGCCAGUCGGAGGAUGGAGCCGCGGGCGCCGUGGGUGGAGCAGGAGGGGCCGGAGUAUUGGGACCAGGAGACGCGGAGGGUCAAGCACAACGCGCAGGCUUUCCAAGUGAGCCUGAACACCCUGCGGGGCUACUACAACCAGAGCGAGGCCGGGUCUCACACUUUCCAGUGGACUUCUGCCUGCGACGUGGGGGCCCACGGGCGUCUCCUCCGCGGGUACCAGCAGUGGGCGUACGACGGCGCGGAUUACAUCGCCCUGAACGAGGACCUGCGUUCCUGGACCGCGGCGGACACGGCGGCGCAGAUCACCCGCCGCAAGUGGGAGGCGGCGGGUGAGGCCAAGCGCUACAGGAACUACCUGGAGGUCACGUGCGUGGAGUGGCUCCGGAGGCACCUGGAGAACGGGAAGGAGACGCUGCUGCGCUCAAGUACCAGGGCCAACAGGGCCUCCCUGAUCUCCCCUCCCCUGGGGCUGGCUUCCCACCAGGAAGGGAAAAUGGACUCAGUGGCAGAACACCGCCUUCCCACGGGUGGGGAGAUCGGUGGGAUCUCCCAUGGGAGAUCCGCGGGUGGGGAGACCGAGACCUCCGCCUGGGUGUUCAGGUUCCUACUGGAGAGUGACUCACCCAGAGGGCCGCUUUUCUCUAAAGGGCAAUUGAGGAAUCCAGUCUCUCCCAGGAGGCAGGUGGAGACCAUUCCUGAAAUAAUGACCUUGGCAGCCACCUUGGCAACCGUGGCUUUCCCUCUCAAGGCCUUGUUCUCUGAGAACAUCUUUGGAGAACCCCCCAACACACACGUGACCCACCACCCCAUCUCUGACCAUGAUGUCAUCCUGAGGUGCUGGGCCCUGGGCUUCUACCCUGUGGAGAUCACCCUGACCUGGCAGCGUGAAGGAGAGGACCUGACCCAGGACACAGAGCUUGUGGAGACCAGGCCUGCAGGAGAUGGGACCUUCCAGAAGUGGGCUGCCGUGGUGGUGCCUUCUGGAGAGGAGCAGAGAUACACAUGCCAUGUGCAGCAUGAGGGACUGUCUGAGCCCAUUACCUUGAGAUGGGAGCCUCCUCUUCCCAUCGUCCUCAUCACAUGGAUCAUUGCUGGUCCGGCUCUCCUUGUGGUCACUGUGGUGAUUGGAGCUGUGAUCUGGAGGAAGAAGUGCUCAGGGGUGUCCCAGGAUGAAUCUGUGCAUCGGAGAAUUUUUGCUGAAAGAUACUGGGAUGGUCAGGCCUUCCUGCACCAUGACAACAAGAAAGAUGUGGCAGAGUCACAGAGAUUAGGGGCCGAAGCAAUCCGGGGACCUGAGACAUGGGCAACAGAGACCAAGGGCUUGAGAGACCCCGGCGAGGAACUCAGAAUGAGUCUGGAAGACCUCCUGGCCCUGCAGGCACCAAGAAGAGGAGAUCUGGGACUGGGAGAUCCAAGAAGACAACUGCACCAGGGUCUUCAGGCAUUUCCACUGUGAUGGGGAGCCCUCCCUCUACUAUGACUUGAAUACCCAUGGAUGGACAGUUCCCUGCUCUUCCACACUGACCUUGAUUAUGGAAAUCAAGAAACCUGGGAUGUAGAUGGCUCUCAAAGCCAGGAUUCCUUAGCCAUGUGCAGGGAGAGCUUUGUGGAAGCAUCAGAAAUAUCUGGAGUCCUGGAUGGGCUUCUUGGGAAAAAAAAGGUUCAGCCCUGGGGCAGAGGCCUUCCUCUCCCCUAGACCCAUUGAACCUCCUCCUGCAAAACCCUGACCAAGGAAACCCUCCCUGUCCUAUGGAAUGCACAUAUGUUCUCUUGGCCCAUUGUAUUGUGAUCGGCCUAAACUCUUAAAGCCUCUGGAUAAAGGAUAGAGAUACCAAUCA
This is a messenger RNA of Mustela lutreola (European mink), 2117 nucleotides long. Its product is annotated as HLA class I histocompatibility antigen, alpha chain G-like. Gene Ontology annotation, cellular component: external side of plasma membrane. The record is from RefSeq and is a predicted model, not a curated record. The coding region runs from base 95 to 1735 and encodes 546 amino acids. Gene Ontology annotation, biological process: antigen processing and presentation of endogenous peptide antigen via MHC class I via ER pathway, TAP-independent; positive regulation of T cell mediated cytotoxicity; antigen processing and presentation of endogenous peptide antigen via MHC class Ib. NCBI's taxonomy places the organism in Eukaryota, Metazoa, Chordata, Mammalia, Carnivora, Mustelidae. Gene Ontology annotation, molecular function: signaling receptor binding; peptide antigen binding. The transcript is spliced from 7 exons.